GUUUACAUUUUUCACAAGUAAUUUUAAUCCAAUUAAUUUUAAAUUUUCCUCCAAAAUGCGUCGUCGAGCUGGAGUAGGUGCCAUUCAGAAGCAAAAACUCGAAGCCGAGAAGUACAAAGACAAAGGAAAUCUCAUCCAGGAGUCCCAAUUCGAACAAAUGACGAAGCAAAUGGAGGUUUUCCGUGAAAAUUUGGAAGAAUUCGCCACAAAACACAAACACGAAAUCAAGAAAAAUGCCCAGUUCCGUCGACAAUUUCAGGAAAUGUGUGCGGCAAUCGGAGUUGAUCCUCUAUCUUCGAAUAAAGGCUUCUGGAGUGUCCUUGGAAUGGGCGACUUUUACUACGAACUUUGCGUGCAAGUUGUGGAAGUUUGUCUCGCCGCGAAUCAUUCAACGGGAGGCUUAAUGGAGCUCACUGAACUGCGAAAUCGUCUCGUAGCAGCUCGCGGACAAAAGGCACAUCAUCAAGAAAUCACAAACGAAGACAUUUUAAUGGCAGCGAAAAAGCUAAAAAUCUUCGGAAACGGAUUUACAGUACUUUCCGUGGGCAAAGGACGUUAUAUGGUGCAAUCAGUUCCGGGCGAACUAAGUUUGCAGGAAACGGCGAUUCUAUCUGUGGCAACCGACAAAUCCGAUGGCUGUGUUUCAAAGGAGAUUUUAAUGAAAGAAUUGAAUUGGGAUGAGUUCCGAUGUCAACAAGCUCUUGAUAAAAUUGUCGGCGAUGGAUUAGCUUGGAUCGAUACCCAAGGCGAUACUGUCACUUAUUGGUUCCCAAGUCUCUUCAGUGGACGACGACGCGGAUGAAUUUGUACAUAAAAUAAGUUUUAUUUAUCGUAUCACGAAAAAAAAUAUUAAAAAAUUUUGUUACUAUUUAGCUUUCUUCGUCUUUAUUGCUGGACCUGUCAGUGCUGGAGGUCGUUGAACUCAUCAAAGGUUUCGAUGUUCGCGUGCCCAUCAAGGAUUUCUUCAGCU
Messenger RNA from Culicoides brevitarsis, 970 nucleotides. RefSeq names its product vacuolar-sorting protein SNF8 (gene lsn). The record is from RefSeq and is a predicted model, not a curated record. Gene Ontology annotation, biological process: protein transport to vacuole involved in ubiquitin-dependent protein catabolic process via the multivesicular body sorting pathway. Lineage: Eukaryota; Metazoa; Arthropoda; Insecta; Diptera; Ceratopogonidae. The transcript has a single exon. The coding region runs from base 56 to 802 and encodes 248 amino acids. Gene Ontology annotation, cellular component: ESCRT II complex.